Molecule: messenger RNA, 2943 nt
Organism: Plasmodium vivax (malaria parasite P. vivax)
Lineage: Eukaryota; Apicomplexa; Aconoidasida; Haemosporida; Plasmodiidae
Exons: 1
Coding region: 1-2943 (980 amino acids)
Source: RefSeq, a predicted model, not a curated record
AUGAAGCUACAGUACCACCUGUUGUUAUUCACGUUCCUCCUGUCGGAAGACGUGCUUUGUUAUAAAGGCAUUUACGAAGGUGCAAAGGAUGGCUCCGCGGCGGCGAAGCAGGGGGGCAGCGCAGGAAGCGACUACCUGACCAUCGGUGGAAAAAAGGUGUUGUGGCCAGGGGGGGGGAACGACCAAAAGGGGGAAGGAAACAAGAGUAGCAACCCGCAGGGAGGACUCCUGUCUUCGCUACUCGGCUCAGUCAAGCGAUUGCUCUUUCCUAAUGGUAAAGAAAUGGAAAGCCAUGUCCAAGGGAUCAGUGACAAUGUAAUCGAAAUGAAAGAGGGAGUGAUAAAAAACUCCUCCAACAUUGUGAAGCAUGCAAAUAAAUUAAAAGAAGAAUUGCAAAAGAACACAGCCUACUGGGCCAACGUCGUCAAGACGACCGUCAGUGAGGAGCUCCACCAGAUCGACAAGUUCAGCAAGGACCAGCUAGACAGACUGAGGAACGACCCCGAGAGCAAAUUCUUCUUCACCAAGCUGUUCCAGGCGGGGGGGGAAGCGGCGGGGAAAGCGGCGGAAGCGGCGAGUGCAUCUUCCACAGAUGAGAAGAAGGCGAAAAGUGGAGCGGUAGGUGGUGCUACCCCGAAGGGACGAAGCCCGCACGACGACGCUGAGGUGGAGGAGGAAGAGAAGGCCAAAUCGUUUUGGGACUUGCUGCACAUAGGGGGGGGAAAUGCACCCCCCCCAGCAGACGGGAAGGAACCGACCACCGGCUUCCUGCGCAUGUUCAAAGGGGAUACACCUAAAGUUGGCAAUAGUUCGGAGAAGAAGGAGCCCCUCUCGUGGUUUGGCUCACUCUCGUCUGCAGAUGGCACUUCCAGUGGAAAGGACCCUCCCCAGAAGAGCAGUGCAAACGGGAUGAAGGGGCCAGAGGAGAAGAAAAUGUCAUUCUUUUCCCACUUCACCUCAAAAGGGGAGAAGGAGGAGGGGGGAAACUCUCCAAAGGGAUCGGCCACACAGAAGAACCAUCCAAAUGGUGAAAAGGAGAAGAACCAGGGAUUUACGUUUAACUUCUUCAAAGGGAAGGACAGCAGUCAGGAGCAGCCCCCCUCGGAUAACCAGCAGAGCGACUCACACCCAAGCGAAAAAGGAAGCCUCUUCCAGUGGUUCAAUCCCCCCCCUAAGGAGGUAAACAAUGAUGGGCACCUACCUCAGAAGGAACAAUCGGGGGGAACGACGAAGGACUCGGUUAAAGGGUCCCAAGAUGGCGAAGCGGAGGAGGAGCAGGGUAAAAACCACUCCUUCUCCCUCCUCAACAUGUGGAAGGGAACACAUAAAGAGAAUGCAGAAAAACCCCAAGGUGAAGCGGAAACGGGUGUAGGGAGCAACUCCAGUCAGGUGAUCAAAGGAGACAGUUCGGAGGAAGCUACAAAGGGAGGGAGCUUCUUUUUUAACCCCUUCGGAGGAUUCAAAUCUGAUGGAGAGUCCUCUCACGGGGGAGAAGCAUCCCCGGCAGAAACAACCAACGCAGAGGGAAUGGCUCAGUCAGAAUUGGGCAAGAAGAACAGUCACCUGGUGGAUUUUAUAAAAAACGUUUACCAUGGAAAGAGUGGUGAAACGGGGGAAGGGGCCGAAAAGGUUUUAUCCCUCAUGAAUACAGAGCAUGAGCAUAACGUGAGUACCAAUUGCCACCCAUUGGUCUCCUUCAAGGCGUGUCUCAGCACGUGCUUCACUAUCCCUCCAAUGGUGGAAGGAGGCAGCAACGAUGAGACGAAGGAUGUUAAGAAGAAGAAGAAGAAGAAGAUGAAGAUGAAGAAGAACCUCUCCGUUGGUGAUUACAAAAAAUUAGAAAAAUGCAUUCUUAAAUGUAGGAACAAAAACUUUAGCGAGCGAGCUGCGGGGUGUGCGACGAAAGACGGCUCCAUUGUCGCUGGUGAGAAAGGAGGUUAUGAGGAGAAUCUGAAGGGUCUGCAGAAGAGUAGGUACAAUUUGGGGGGAGAGUUUUCCGCCUUUUCAGACCUGACUUUGAGUGAUAAGUACGCCGACGGGGAUGGGAAGCGAACGAUGGGCAGCCUCAACGGGGAUGGGAAGCAAGGAGUGGGCAGCAUUGAUGGGGAGAUCCUCUCGGCCAACUCCGCCUGGGUGAUGGAUGCAUCGGGAAAACAGCUCGGUGGUUCUCAAGCAGAGUUGCAGAGUGGUUCCCACGUAGAGCUGCAGAGUGGUUCCCACGUAGAGCUGCAAAGUGGCUCCCCCACAGAGCUGCAGAGUGGCUCCCCCACAGAGCUGCAGAGUGGUUCCCACGUUUUCCCCAACCUGCCUGACAGCACACUGGGGACUCACUUGUACAGCCCCAAUUCCAGCAAGAGCAUCACCGGUGGAGAGAAGAAGCAACCCGCGGACAGAAGGAACAACCCGGUUGGGGAGAACUCCUUCAGCUUUUUCAAAACCUUCGCACCUCAGACGGGUCCUACAUCUGAUGGCGUGAACCCACUCGCUGCAGCCAAUCCGUCGGAAGAGCCUCCUAAUGGGAAAAGCUGGGCCGCCGCGGGGGGAGCACCCGGGAAGGGCCCGGAAGGUGCAAACCACGGUACUAGCGGCGGCAGUGCUAGCGGUGGCAGCAGCAGUGGCGAGGCGGACGAGGAGGAGGAGGAAGAAGACUUCAACGACUUCAGCUACGUGUCGAAGGGGUUCUUCCUGCUCCUCCUGCUGGUGACCUUCUCCGUGUACCUCUCCGCCUUCACCAACAUAAUCACGCAGUUUUACGUCUCAUUCAAGGAGAAGGUGUGCCUGUAUGUGAAGGGGCAGUAUCGGUCUCGGUUCGACCAGGCGCACGCAGAGUCCGCGGAGGCCUUCCUGCCCAAGGGCCGCCAGCACUCCUACGGCAACGCCGUCCACGGCUCGUAUGACAAUUUGUACCACGCCUUCCAGGAGAGCGCCUGCGACGUGGCUUGA